UUCUUUACAAUGGAACAAACACCAAGUGUCAAACAUGACAACUUUCGAUUCGUAGCUCGCAUCGACCCCACCAAGCGUAUCUUACACGCGAAUAAACAAAAAGCACGUCUCCAUCGACAAAAGAAACAGCGGCUUCAACCACCAAUUACUCAUGAACCCAACUCGAUUGAUACUACGGAUCUACCGUUGAUCCUCCAAAACUAUGUGAUCUAUAUACAUACCAAACUAGACUGCGACAAAUUACGCACCCUAGCAGAAGGACUAGGGGCUACUGUCAAAAAAGAGAUGGACAAGGCAGUGACUCAUGUGGUCAUUGGUAAAGAACACCGUUUGAUUCAAGCCUAUGAAAAAAAGAGCAUUGUGUGUGUAUCACCUAAAUGGUUAUGGACCUGUUAUUCUACACGGCGACAUCAUCCUCCUGUUUCUUUUCCAGUGGAUAUCAAUGAAGAUCGAUACAUGUUGGACGAACAUACAGAAAUCAACAAUCCAUUUCAAACAGAAUAUAUUGAUUAUGAUGCAUUAGAACACAACAAACCCAUUCAAGGACAAUUACGCAUGGAUCAGUUCUUAGAGGCAGAUCCAAUCAGUCAACAACAGGACGAAGGCAGUGAUGAGUUCUUUUAUAACCAGACAGACAGUGAAGAGAGACGAAAAGCAGCAGAGAAACGAUCUCUUCAAGCACAGAAAUUGAUUGAACAAAGACAACGUGCAUCAGUAGCCUCAUCCAGUUCAGCACAGCCUACUAUUCGUACCAUUGCAGGUCAUAACAACACUGUGUUUGGUGAAGAGAGACUUAGGAUCUGGUAUGGUGAACAAUCUUUGGGUCAAAAGAAGCAAGCUAUUUCACUUAAGAAAUCACGCAAAUCCAUUUCAAACUCACCACCACCCUCAAUGAAAAAGAAACGAACUUGAUUCUUUUUUUUUUUUUCUUUCUUUCUUUA
Gilbertella persicaria is the source of this 941-nucleotide messenger RNA. RefSeq lists its product as uncharacterized. The transcript has a single exon. Lineage: Eukaryota; Fungi; Mucoromycota; Mucoromycetes; Mucorales; Choanephoraceae. Bases 10 to 912 code for a protein of 300 amino acids. The record is from RefSeq and is a predicted model, not a curated record.